Messenger RNA from Octodon degus (degu), 1957 nucleotides. RefSeq names its product tubulin epsilon and delta complex 1 (gene Tedc1). The record is from RefSeq and is a predicted model, not a curated record. The transcript has 8 exons. NCBI's taxonomy places the organism in Eukaryota, Metazoa, Chordata, Mammalia, Rodentia, Octodontidae. Bases 133 to 1443 code for a protein of 436 amino acids.
UCUACAUCUCAUAGGGCCAGGACGGCCGGUGUGGGGACCCGGCCGGGACAGUGAUUGGUCGCUGGACCUGGGUGGCUGUGAUAGGGCGAGGGGACCCUGGCGGGCGAUCCAAGGAAGACUGUUGCUGACUGCAUGGGGAGGCGGCGGCGCCGGAUGGACAAAGAGGCCUCGGCCCGGGCUGGGGCCGGGGCAAGGACACUGUUGGAUGCCAUUGCUGCACUAAGUCGGUCGCUGCCAGCCGGGCCCAACCCCGAGAUCUUCCGCCGCGCCAAGUUCGACCGUCCAGAGGCUGCCCCAGCGCUCUGGCAGCUCCUCUUCCGAUUGCUCGCACCUCUCCAGGUCGACCGCGCUACAGCCUCGCUAGGCCCGGGGGCCCAAGCUCGCUGGGUGAAGGCAGUGCUGUGCUAUCUCGGCUACCCUAGGCCAGCUCUGGCACAGCUCCCAGAGGACGGCUCCCAUGGCAGCAGGGAGCUGCUGCUGACCUUUUCCUGGCUCCUGGCCCAAGGGCCCCUGCUAGAGUGGCUGCUGGCUCAGACCUGCGUGCAGCUGGGUGACCAGGUGCCCACGGUGGAGUGUGAGGUCCUGACCAGUCCUGGCCUAGCUGCAAUCCAAAUGGAUGCAGAGGGCCCUGUGGACCUCCGCAGACUGCAGUGGCUGAUGGGAAAACUUCGGUUCCAGUGGCAGCGCUUGAUCUGCAGUCAGCAGGAGCAGUGUGCCCUCUUGAGCAAGAUCCACACAUACACCCAUGGCUGCCACAGUGACCGGAACCUUGGCCACCUGUCUGUCACUGAAACAGAAAUGCUCCGGGAUCCAGAGGGCAUCCAUCAGCAGUUGCGGGCACUGGAGCAGGAGAAUGCCCGGCUGGAGGCGGCUCUAGAGUGGCGGCGCUAUGAGCCGGUCUUCUGGCAGUGGAUGGACACUGUUCUAGGUGCCUGUCCCCCAGAGGGCCCUGCUGCGCCCAUGUUCCGGUCCAGGAUCCCUGAGCAUGAGUGUGGCAAGCUGGAGCUGGCGACCCUACAGGAGGAGCUACAGACACUGCAAGAGGAGCUGCAGGCGUUGCGGGAGUUGCUGUGUGAAGAGGUGCUCAGCCGGCGCCAGGCCUGGGAGGCCCAGGUUGGUGGCCUGGGUCGUGGGCCAGAGUGGAGUGCAGCAAGACAGACCUUGCAGCAGAAUGUGGAUCAGGAGCUAUUGGCCCUGCAGCAGUCCUGGAAGCAGGACAGGAGCCCCAGUCUACCUCAGGGGCCCCACCGUCUGGUGAAGAUCAAGGCUGGGUCAGCAGGGGCCAAGGGCCUGCCAGUGGCUGAAGUAAUCAGGCUCCUGAGGAGCCAGGAGGCCAGCCUAGAGGCGGUGCUGUGUAAGCUGCAGGGACAGUGUCAGCAGGAGCUGGCCAGGCUGGUGGGAACUGUGCCAGGCCUCAUCUGGAUCCUGCCGCCUAGAUGCUGAGGUCCCAUGGACACAACUUCCCUCUCUCCGUGGAGGCAUGGGAACAUGCUUGCCUGUGCUGACCUCCUUGGAAGAGCAGGUUCUAGGGUAAUGGACACAGGGCUGGCUUGUGGAGUGUUCAGCCCUGGUCUGCAACACUGGUGCUGGCAUAGCUGUGAGGAGUCCUGGAGGAGACCCAGAAAUAAAUGGUGGAACCUUCCCUACCUGUGGGGUCCAGGCCACCUUUCCAGGGCUCUGUCUGAGUGGGAAGAGGGAGCUGAGGCCCAAGGUAGCUGAGCUAAGCUGUGUUUAUGGGAGGCCCUACAUCUGCCCUGAAUGCAGUUGUGCCCUCCCACCCUGCCUUGGCCCACUGCAAAUCCCAGUGCAGGCAGUGCACACAGCCUCCCUCCUGUGUUGGCCAUAGAUGUGUCUGUGUUGGGGUGGGGGCCGGAUGAGGCCUUGGCUCUGGUGCUUUCCCUGGGGGUAGUGCCUGGGCGUGUGGACAGAGGGGCUUUGUUCUGAAGGCUGCACGAUA